Messenger RNA from Leucoraja erinaceus (little skate), 2097 nucleotides. RefSeq names its product syntrophin, alpha 1 (gene snta1). Gene Ontology annotation, cellular component: intracellular anatomical structure; neuromuscular junction; sarcolemma. The record is from RefSeq and is a predicted model, not a curated record. Gene Ontology annotation, molecular function: protein binding; structural molecule activity. Lineage: Eukaryota; Metazoa; Chordata; Chondrichthyes; Rajiformes; Rajidae.
UGGGAGUGUUUGCGGGAAGUGAGAGAGUCUGGCAAGUUGUGAGCAGCUUUGGGCGGCAGCGGGCCCUUUAACUGGGGGCGGGCCGGGUCCCGGCCGCGGGAGGAGGGUCUCGGAUCUCCGUCCCGGCCCGGACACUCUGACCUUGGCCGCCGCCGGGAUGGUGGUGCGGAGCGGACUGGUGGAGGUGCGGGGCCCGGAGCCCGAGCACUGGCGGCGGCUCCUCGCCUCCCUGUCCGAGGACUCGCUGCAUCUGAGCCCGGCCGGAGCCGCCCUGAGCAACGGCGAGCCGGAGCCCUCUCCCCCCGGCACCGAGCCCGGGCCCGGCCGCCAGCGCAGUGUCCGCAUCGUGAAGCAAGAGGCGGGCGGGCUGGGCAUCAGCAUCAAGGGCGGCCGCGAAAACCACAUGCCCAUCCUCAUCUCCAAGAUCUUCCGCGGCCUGGCCGCCGAGCAAAGCCGACAACUCUAUGUGGGCGACGCCAUCCUGGCCGUCAACGGCGCCGACCUCCGCGAGGCUUCCCACGACCAGGCGGUUCAGGCGCUGAAGAAGACGGGCCGGGAGGUGGUGCUGGAAGGGCUGAAGUACCUGAAGGAGGUGUCCUCGUACUUCAAGGCCUCAUCACCGGGGACCCCCCCAGCCUGGAGCCCCCCCUCAGGCCCCGGCGAUGGCCCCACCGACCCCCCCUCACCGGGGGCACUGCCCGGCGACAACGACACCCAGACCGAGCUCAGCUUCCCACUGGAAAUGUGUUACAUCCGCAGGAGAAUCCAGCCCCCAGAUACGGAAAACAGGUACAUUGAGCUGCUGAGUGCCGAUGGGCAGCAGUCAGUGUCGCUGCGGCUGAGGGAUGGGCCCACGGCACAGUCUUGGUUCACCGCUCUCCAUGGUAACGCCACCGGGCUGCUGGCCCCUCCACCGCCGCUACGGGCACUGGGGGGGACGACAGCCCGGCACCUGGGGUGGCUCACCGAGCAGGUGGCGGGGCAGGAGGAGCGGCCUGUACUAGCCCUGCUCACCGACAAGGAGCUGCUGCUGUACAGCUGUUUGCCUCGCACCCGGGAACAGCUGGAUAACCCUGACUCCCGGCACCCACUCAUCGCCACCAGGCUGGUACACUCAGGCCCGGCUAAGGGGCCGCCGCUGGCUGACCCCGACCUGUCCUUCGUGCUGAGGGCCGGCACGCGGCGCGGAGUGGACAGCCGCCUCUUCACCACGGCAACCGCUGCCGACCUGGGCCUGUGGAGCCGGCUGCUGGUGGACGGCUGUCAUGGUGCUGCCGAACAGCUCCAGGAGGUGGUCACCGCGUGCUCGUGGUUGGGCCAGGACUGCCAGCUGACCGUACACCUGGACCGGGGCUUCACCAUCUCACGAGUGGGGGAGCUGGGCCGGAGCCUGCCUCUGAUCAGCCAGCCCUUUGAGAGACUGCGCAUGUCCUCCGAUGAUGGCGUCCGGCUGCUCUUCCUCGACUUCGGGGGGCCCGAGGGAGAGAUCCAACUGAACCUGGAGUCCUGCCCCAAGACCAUUGUGUUUAUCAUUCAUUCAUUCCUGUCCGCCAAGGUAACCCGUCUGGGCCUGAUGGCCUAGCCCGGCCCCAUGCCCUCUGCCCUCUGCCCUUUGCCCCCCUGCUGGGCAGAGAGAGGAAGCCAUUGUGAAGGAGAAUCGUGCUGGGACCUGCCCGCCACUAACGCCGCUGCAGUUACUGACGCCACGUUUUCUCAGACGAUGACGUUAAAGUCGCCGUUUUCUCUUGUAUCCGCAUUAACUCUGCCCUCUGCACUUCGCUAACACUGAAUGUUUUGAGGCGGGAAUGGCCGGGGAUGUUUGAAGUCCUGGCUUCAGUCACCGACGCAUUUACACCCCGUGGACAGUGAAAGGUUCCCAGUGCCCUCACGGCCCAGAGCAACCACACCGUCUGCCAGUGUGAGACAUUGCCAACUGGCCCCACUCGGUCAGGCUAGGCCCCAGCCCUGUGUCUAUGGCCCGCAGGCUAGGCCCCAGGCCUGUGUCUAUGGCCCGCAGGCUAGGCCCCAGCCCUGUGUCUAUGGCCCGCAGGCUAGGCCCCAGGCCUGUGUCUAUGGCCCGCAGGCUAGGCCCCAGGC